Messenger RNA from Bursaphelenchus xylophilus (pine wood nematode), 2623 nucleotides. The record is from the annotation of a GenBank genome assembly. Lineage: Eukaryota; Metazoa; Nematoda; Chromadorea; Rhabditida; Aphelenchoididae.
AUGAACAUGGUCAAGUUGAGGCAGAUCCUCGAACUGAGGAGGGCCACUAAGGCUCCCCCAUUAGUACCACCUAAGAACAAAAGGUACCGGAUUACGGUAGAGUACUGUAACUUUUAUCUUUUUUAGAGGAUCCGACUCCGAUUAUCGGCGGGGUCCAAAGGAAAUCAUCGAUGUUCACAUUAGUGCUCGGUGAGAGAGAUUGAUACCUUUUUCUGUUGGUAUAAAUAGUUCAAGUGUAGCAGUAUUUUAUUUCAGUCAUUUCCGUUGUCUUUCUAAAUAUACCAGUGCCAAUAUUGUUCUCAUUUUCUCGGAAAGCGAUGACGCAAGAAAGGGACCUUGGCGAGUUGUAGGUUGAUUUGAAGAAGGUAAAUUGUCAUCGACUGUUUGCAGACCACCGCUUCUGAAAUAAUCCCCAAAGCGGAGUGUUUUGAUUUGAGCUCCGUCUUUGCUGUCGAAUUUCAAUUUGAAAGAUGUCAGUAUAUAAAGGUAGAUAUGUAAGUAAAACUAAUAAAAAACAUGGUAGGAAUAUUUUUAAAGAUAUUUUAAUUUAACGGUUGGAGUUCGAAUUAAUUUUAGAUGUGAAUGGGAGGAAAGUAACGCGGUCAGUCUGGGUUAUGCCAUCUUCACAGUUGCAGAAUUGGUUGUAAAGUACGGAAUUGGGAUUGAGAAGGAAAUCAUGUAAGGCGAGACUGAGUUGUUUUUAGGCUAAUAUUGCGGAUGCUUUCAGAGAGGAUGAAUCUGGCCAGAAGAUUGCUGAUAUCUCCAUUUCCUGCACUCUGCGGCCGAAACCGCAUUCCGUUCUCUUACAGUUCUGUGCCCGCGGGGUAUCAAAAAAAUCACUUGCCCUGGGGGCGUCUCAGGUAAUUUCAGCACAAUUUUAUUCAACUUUCAGAUGUUUUUUGAGGUAAAAAAAGUUGAGUCAAGAACUGGGUCGGUAGUGUUGUAUCGAAGUGAGACUGUGAAAUACGGGAAUAAAUGUAUAUUUAAGACUUUUUCUCUUCAGUCGUCUGAUGUAAAUGACAGGUAAGUGAAAAAUUUAAUUUUCUGGACCGUCAUACAGUAUACUGGAAGUCACAUGCUACCAAAAAGACGUAAAGAAUGCAAAAAUAUUCAUUGGAUCCUGUGAAACCACUUAUGAACGACUAAGAAUCGGACCCACGUUAAGCAACGUUUAUGCUGUAAGUCUAGUUGUAUUUGCUUUUAAAUAAAAUGGUUGCAGUUAUCAUACGAAAACUCAAAAGGGCAAAAGAAAGUCUGCGGGGAGUUUGAAUUGUUGAAGUUUAAUGAAAUGGUCCUCCCAUCGUUCCUCGAGUUUAUCACCACAGGGUAAGACAGGUGGUCGAAGAUUCAACGAUUAUGACUCGUUCAGGACUCUGAUUAAUGUCGCCUUUGCUAUCGAUUUCACUCAAAACGAAUUCCAAGUUGAUCCUCAGAAUGUCCAGCAGUAUUUAGAUGACGUUGAGUUGGCCAUCAAGGCGAUUGGUGAGCCCCUGAGGGAGUUUAACAUCUCCAGUGCAUACGCGGCCUUCGGGUUUGGGGCCAAGGUCCCGCCACAUUUCCGAGAAUCUCAGGAAUUCUGCUUGGUAUGUUCUUUGACCACCUUUCUAUUCAAGAUAAUAAUUUUUCUUUAGAAUUUGGACACAGACCCCUACUGUCGAGGAUUAGAUGGUGUCCUCGAUUCCUUCAAGACAGCUUUUGCAAACACACAGCCCAUCAACAUGGCCCAUCUAUCACACGUCAUCUACUAUGUCUCCAAGUAAGUCCGUAUGUUCUGAACGUUCAAACCACUGACAGGCUGGCCCAAAAUGCUGUCGCCCGAUGCAAAGCCGGACAGACACAGUAUCAUAUACUGGUCCUGAUUACUCGUGGGAUUUUUGAUGACAUUAAGGAGACGGUGCAAGCUUUAAUAUUUGCCUCAAGGGCCCCAAUAUCCGUGGUUUUUGUGGGGAUUGGAGAAUUGGAUCUGAGUGAAUUGGAACGUCUCGGAACAGCCGGAACAAGACUCAAUUAUCAUGGAAGAAAACCGGAGAGAGAUUGCAUGCAGGUAAUUCAGAUGGGUAAUGCAAUUUGAGCUUUAAAGUUUGUCUCCGUUCCCAAAUGCCGAGAGGAAGAAAGCACCAAGCCAGAGCUUCUUGGCUUAAUCGCAGAGAGAGGCUUGGUCUCAGUACCUUAUCAGAUGACGUCAUGGAUGUCACGAAAUGGAAUUAAACCUCCUGUUCCUGAUCCUUGUUCAUCGGUAAGCUCCCACUUUUAAUAUUAUACAUCAAUUAACAUGUCAUCAUAUCUAGUCAUUAACAUCAAAGAUCCCCUUUUCAGCGCCAUUCUGCCCGUGGUAGUACAGUUUUCAGACCAACCUUUCCAUCUUUACAUUCUAUGCAAGCAAAUGUUGUAGGGAUAUCUUCUGUUGACAUGAAUUCAUGCGCUACUAGAUCACUCCAGAGUAAUGAAAUGUUGACAGAUGAAGAUUCCCUUCGAUCUUCACUCUGCGAAAGAGAUUCUUCCAGUUUUAAGUGAGUGAAACUAGACUAAUUGUAAUGGUUUCAGAGAGAGUCGAAGCUCAAGGAAACUCCCGUCCCUGGAUCAAUGCCGAUCUCAUUCCGUCAAUGAGAGUGGCCAUCGUUAA